Molecule: messenger RNA, 5091 nt
Organism: Phyllopteryx taeniolatus (common seadragon)
Lineage: Eukaryota; Metazoa; Chordata; Actinopteri; Syngnathiformes; Syngnathidae
Gene: fam13a
Product: family with sequence similarity 13 member A
Exons: 24
Coding region: 253-3423 (1056 amino acids)
Biological process (GO): signal transduction
Source: RefSeq, a predicted model, not a curated record
CAGAUUUCAGUCCAUGGAGUCGAAGAGGAGAGGAAGGAAGCGAUAUAAUAAUGAAGAAAAAAAAGAAAACCAGCGAGUGACAUAACUUUACCUGCGUCUUUAGCACACUCCGAAGCCCUUUCUUGUCGCUAUGGGAUAAUUUAAUGGCACAUUUAGGUGCGAAAAUGGCCCCAUAUAUGGGGAGGAAAGUUCACUCCAGACGAGUUUAAGGAGAGACGCAUUUCUUCCACCAUCCUUACCUUGUGUGGAAGAAUGGGGGCCGGAGCUCUGACCAUCUGUCACAACGAGGCGGCAGUGCAGGUGAAGGAGGAUAUGAAGAAGAUGGUUCAGAUGCCCGUGCUGAGACCACGCUCGGUGGCGGCCAAGCAGACCAGGCUGUUCGGGGCGCCCCUCCCCGAGCUGCAGGAGAGGGGCCUGACUGAGGACGGUGUGCCCCAGGUAGUGCACAGGAUGGUGGAGCACCUGCGCAACCAUGCACUGCAGCAGGAGGGUUUGUUCCGGGUGAACGGCAGCGUGCGGGCCGUGGAGGCCCUCCGGCAGCGCCUGGAGAGCGACGAAGCCGCCGAUAUCGACAGCGACGUGGACACGUGCACAGUGGCCAGCCUGCUCAAAAGGUACCUGAGGGACCUCCCCCAAGGCCUGGUGGAGCCUGCAGUCCAAAAGGCGCUGGUGCACCACUACCAAGAGUUUGGCGACGAGGUCUCCUGCUCAGGCCUGAGGGAGCAUCUGAAGCAGCUACCGGGCGUCCACCUCAGCCUACUGCGUUACCUGUGUCACUUCCUCACGCUGGUGGAGGGCAACCAUCAGGACAACCGCAUGAACGCCCACAACCUAGCCACCGUGUUCGGACCCAGCGUCUUCCACGUGGCUCCUGGUUUUGAGGCCCUGAACGAGCAGAACAUCUGCAACAAGAUCCUGGUCCGCUUCAUCCAGAACUACAGCAGCGUAUUCGAAGAAGACACAAAAGACGAAGAAAAAGAAGAACAAGACGACGUCAUCCUGGUCAAGGUUGGACAUCAUGAUGCAGUACCUUUGUGCCAAGCCAACAGCAGCACACAUGUGAGGCCUAGGAAGAGGAAGGUGAGGAAAGCCAAGACUGAUGGGGGUGCCCCUCAAGCGCCUGCCUUCCCCGGGCACCUGGUAACAAUGCCAAUGCCCCGUGGCGGGGGGCCUCUCGGCGUACCGAUAGUGGUGCCUCUGAGAAGCGUCAGCCCUGCGGAGGUUAUGGAGACGCCUCGCGGGGACACCCCUGCCCCUGCCCCUGCCCCUGCCCCUGCCUGUUCCCAUGUCAGCGGCCAGGAAGAUGAGAGGCCAAUAUCUCCUUUCUACAUGAGCCCCCACUGCUUCCCUUUAGUUCGCUCACCUGAUGCCAUCAAAAUCCUGGACAGGACCAUCCGUUCGACCGUAGAGCAGCACCUGUUCGAUGGCCAUCACGCUUCAGGCGGUGGGGAGCUGACCCUGCGACGGCUCGUUUCAACAGCAAGGCAGCGUCGACGGCACCGCAGAGAGCAGCAGGACGACGGCUCUGGAUGUAGAGACAGAAGCAGCUCCACAAAGACUAGAGAGGAGACCUCUGCCAUCCUUUCUCGUCACAGAACGGACACCAACAAGGAGAAUAUCCCAACAUUAGAAGACAAGAGCAGCUGUGGUAGAAACUUGAGGGAGGACACAGCCAAUGUUGGCGUAGUCUCACAUGGUGGGCAGAGCACUCAGGUGGUGUGCGCGCCAAAAUCCAGGAAGUGGAAACACAAUCCGACGCUGGCACAGCUCAACCAGGACGCCCACAGAGAAUCCGGUGCCAUGUCGGCAACCUUUGAGGGAACCAGGCCCAGCCGCAUGGAGUCCUAUAAGAAAAGGAAUGACGCUUCAAGAAAAGAUGACCUUCCUUCCACCUCACAGACGCUAAGGAUGAAGAUCCAGGAGUCGUCCGUCGUGGCCUGCGGCGGCGGGGAGGUGUAUGAUCCCGAGCGGGACAAGGCGAGCUGUGAGGACAUGCCCCGCCUGGACAACAACUGGGGAGAACCGGUGCCGGCUUACUCCGCAUUACAGCGGGAGAGCACAGACCGCGAGGAGGCCCGUCUGUCGCCACACGCCGGUGGCCGCCUCAUCCGCCAGCUGCUGGAGGAGGACAGCGACCCCAUGCUGUCCCCCCGCUUCUACGCUUACGGCCAGUGUCAGCAGUACCUGGACGACACCGAAGUGCCGCCAUCGCCGCCCAACGCCCACUCCUUCGUCAGUCGCAGGAGGAGCUCCUCUCUCGGCUCCUGCGAUGACGACAAAGAGGAGCUGACCAGCGCACAGCUCUCCAAGAGGAUCCAUGUCCUAAAGAAGAAGAUCCACAGGUUUGAAGAGAGGUUCGAAGACGAGCGGAAAUACCGGCCUUCCCACAGCGACAAAGCUGGAAACUCAGAGGUGCUGCGAUGGAUGAACGAGCUGGCCAGGCUGCGCAAAGAACUCAAAGAACACAAGCUGAUGAAAUCUGAGGAGGACCUUCCGCCAUUGACGCGGCAACGCAGCAACACGCUGCCCAAGAGCUUCGGAUCGCAGCUGGAGAAGAAACCCACGCAGGAGAAGGUGCCCAAGCCCCCCGUGGAGAGCACGCUAGAGGGCAUCCUCAAGAAGUUGCAGGAGAAGCGCCAGGAGGUCGACCGGCCCGAGGACAUCAAGGAUAUGACCAGAGAGCAGAUUGGAGCUGAGAAACUGGCCCUGCAGAAAGCUCUCCUCUACUACGAGAGCAUCCAUGGACGGCCUGUGACCAAGAGCGAGCGGCAGAUCAUGAAGCCGUUGUAUGACAGGUACCGGCUGGUCAAGCAGAUCCUGUGCCGAGCCUCCACCAUCCCAGUCAUUUGCGGCGGCGGCGGCGGCGGUGCUGCAACCUCCACGCCGGUUAACGGCUACUUCUCAACGUCACCGCAGGGCUCGCCCUCCAGCAAGCGCCGAGGCCCCCUGCUGCAGCCCAUUAUCGAGGGCGUAACCGCGCUUUUCUUCGACGACACCAAGGAAGAAGAGGACGGCUCCGAGGACGAUGGUGACGCCAAGACGCAGUUCUCGGUCACCGCUCGGCCUGAGCUAAACGUGCUCAGCUUCCUGGGCCAUGUGGAAGAGGAAGUGGACGGUUUUAUUUCCCCAGUGGACGAACUGAUGCCCUCCAAGAACGUGACUGACAUGCGCUUGUCCAACCUGCACUCCGCAAGCACAAAAGAUCUUGUGGAGCAGCUCCAAGAGACCCGAGAGGAGAAGAAGCGAAUCCGCAAGAAUCUCAAAGAGUUUGAGGACCAGUUCUUUCAACAGAAUGGAAGGAACGUUCAGAAGGAGGACCGCUCGCCUCUCGCCACCGAGUACAACGAGUACAAGCACGUCAAAGCCAAACUGAAGCUACUGGAGGUCCUCAUCAGCAAAAGAGAGUCCACCAAGUUCAUAUGAGCAAAAUCAAAGACUUUUGUCGUGACAGUUUGGAUCAAGUUGUCCCGAGCGCUGCCUAGAACCCCAAAUCUUCACCGCAAACAAUCAAGCUUAUAAUGUCUACUAAUUUAUUUGUGUCCGUUUGUAACGCAACAACAACCUUUCUCACCUUUUACCAUAGAAGUCUUAAAAAUUAUACACAUGAAAUGGUAUUUUUUUAAAUGUUGCCAGGAAGAUGGCGCAGGAUAUUUUUGUACAGGAGACUUUAUAUUUGUUGGAGAUUUAACAUCUGACCUGACCUCUGUAGAAGAAUGCUUGCUAGAGGCCAAACUGAUUGUUUUGCUAGCUAUCUUAAAAGGAGUAUUGUGGGCCACAAUUAAAAUGGAAAAAUAAAAUUAUAAAUAAAUUAAAUUAUUAAUAAAGUCGUAGAAUUACUGGAAUAAUUUGUAAUUCACGGCAAAAAAAUGUUAAGUUGUAUUUUUUUCUGAGAAAAAGGUACUAUAUGAAAAGACCCACAUUUUAGUGAGGAAAUAGUUGUCAUUUUUAUGGGGAAAAAAUAAGAAUUUGCAAGACUUAAUGAAUAUUCUGCAAAUCAUUUAGUAUGAGGAAAACAAAUAUUGCAAAUAUUGUGAUAAACUAGUCAUUGCGGGGAAAAAAAGAUGUAAAAUUGAGAACCUUUUGCAAAAAAAAAACUAUAAUAAUGUAAUAUUCCCAGCCAAAGUAGUAUUUCUGCACAAAUACAGAAAAAAAAACAUGCAGGAAUUUGUGAGAUCCAAAUUUUAGUAAACUAAUUGUAGUGGGAAAAUAUUUGUAAUUUUCACAAGAGAAAAAGAGAAAAUGUGCAAUACCUAACUACAUUUAUAUUGCACAAAUAAAAAAUAAUUUUCUUAGAUUAAAAAAGCUUUAAUAUUGCGAGAUGAAUUUUUAUUUUUACGUUAAUAAAGUCACAAUUUAACAACACAAAAAAUAAUUUGGGGAGAACACAAUCUUUGAUUAUACCAUAAAUUUUUAAUAGUAAAAAAACAAUGCUUCCACUUAUUUGGUGACUUUUUCUCAUAAAAAUGACAACUUUCUGUUACAGAUUUACAAUAAGUUUUGUUCUAUUGUAAUUGUACUGGUUUCCACUUUUCCCUCACAAAUAAUUUCGACUUUAUUAUUGUUGAUGUUUGUUGAAAAUCAUGUCUACAUUUUUUUUUGUCCUAAUCAAAACCAAAAUCUUCAUAUUUACUAUAAAAAGCAAAAAACUAAAAAUGGCCGCAAUUUUUAUUGCCUCACUUUUUUGUCAUUUUUUUUAACGUGGCCCAUUAUACUUGCAUAUAGUACAAUCCUAAGACCCAAUGUGUAUUUCGUGAUCACUAGCAACAUCGGACUAGUAUGUCUGUUCAUUGUAGUCCACAAGUGUACAAAUCUUUGGUGUAAAAGAAAAAAUAAUAAUAACAAUAAAUGUCCAAAUGUAUUCCCUCCUGCUGUAAAUGUGGACAACGUAUGCGUAUGUUUACAUUUGUGUGAGCACGUACGUUUCUGUUCCUCUUUCUCCAAAAUGGAUAUGGACGAGUUAAUCUGUGUGAAUUUCGUUUUUAUUGAACACAAGCACUGGCGAGGGUUCGUGCAUUGAGAGUGUGUACAUUUUAGUACAUAAACUGUAUUUGUAUUUUGUACAUAUGAAUGAAAAAAGACAUUUUUACUGAC